UGGCAUUCGCUUCUUCCUAUUUUCAUCGUGUUUGUUGGAGCUUGGUUGGUUGGUGCCGUGUAUUCGCGUUUUCUCUCGACAUUUUCCGUAGUAUCAGUAGCCCUCUACGCAAAUACAACGAAACGCAUCGAAAGUGGUCCGUGUCACGAGUUUUCAGUUGCCCACGACAAAAGCCGUGGAGUCGGGUCGCAAAUUUCAUUACUCUGCUGGUUUAGAUGUGACCUAGUUGUUCCCAUUUGUGUGAAGUUGAAGUGAAUACAAAACAAGUGCGCAAUAUUAUUGAAAAACAACACAUCGUUCAAUCACACGGGCUUUCUGCUUUCUCUAUUUACGCUCGCCCAGUGGCUACUACGUUCUACGCCAAAGUGUGCAAAUUUCAAUCGGCGCUAGUGCAAAAUAUAGCCUGAUUCGUUCUGGCUCUUUAAAAAACAAAAGCUCGUGUUGAAGAAGAAGUAUCAAUCUACGAUCUGCGAUAAAGCACAUCCUUGUGAAUCGGGUGAAAGAAGGAAAACCGCAGUGACAACAAUAGUUCGUUCUUGUAUAUGAAGUCUCUCCCCGGUAGAGGUUGCGACUGGAUUUGACAUGGCCGGUAAUGGCGAAACAUCGUGGUGCUUUUCACAGAUAAAGGGUGCCCUGGAUGAUGAUGUUACCGAGGCCGACAUCAUUUCCUGCGUCGAGUUUAAUCACGAUGGCGAACUUUUGGCCACCGGUGAUAAAGGAGGACGGGUUGUUAUAUUUCAGAGAGACCCCUCCUCGAAGGCAUCGACACCGCGGCGGGGCGAAUACAAUGUGUACUCCACCUUUCAAUCGCACGAACCAGAGUUUGAUUACCUGAAGUCGCUUGAGAUCGAGGAGAAGAUUAACAAAAUCAGAUGGCUGAAGCGAAAGAAUCAGUCCCACUUUCUGCUCUCGACCAACGACAAAACGAUCAAGCUGUGGAAGGUGUCCGAGCGCGACAAGCGCGUCGAGGGGUACAACACGCGGGAGGACAAUGGGAGCAUUCGCGAUCCGGCCUCGAUCAAUGCACUGCGCGUACCGUCGAUCAAACCGAUGGAUCUGAUGGUGGAAGCGUCCCCGCGCCGCAUCUUCGCGAACGCACACACCUACCACAUCAAUUCGAUCUCGGUGAACUCUGACCAGGAAACGUACCUGUCGGCGGAUGAUCUGCGGAUCAACCUGUGGCAUCUAGAAAUUACGGACCAGAGCUUCAACAUCGUCGACAUCAAGCCGGCCAACAUGGAGGAGUUGACGGAGGUGAUCACCGCGGCCGAGUUCCAUCCGACCGAGUGCAACGUGUUCGUGUACUCGAGCAGCAAGGGUACAAUUAGGUUAUGUGAUAUGCGCUCCUCGGCGCUAUGCGACCGGCACGCGAAGCUGUUCGAGGAGCCGGAGGAUGUGGAUAUAACAAACAAAAGCUUUUUCCGCGAAAUAAUCAGUUCGAUUAGCGAUGUGAAGCUGAGCAACUCCGGCCGCUACAUGAUCUCGCGGGACUAUCUGAGUAUUAAGGUGUGGGAUUUGCACAUGGAAACGAGACCUAUCGAAACGUAUCCGGUUCAUGAAUACCUCCGUACGAAGCUGUGCUCGCUGUACGAGAAUGAUUGUAUCUUCGACAAGUUCGAGUGUUGCUGGAACGGCAACGAUUCGGCAAUUAUGACCGGCAGUUACAACAACUUCUUCCGCAUCUUUGAUCGCAACACGAACAAGGACGUCACGCUGGAAGCGUCGCGCGACAUCAUCAAACCGAAGACGGUGUUGAAACCGCGCAAAGUGUGCACCGGCGGCAAGCGGAAAAAGGAUGAGAUCAGCGUUGACUGUUUGGCCUUCAACAAGCGGAUCCUGCACACUGCUUGGCACCCGCUCGAAAACAUCAUCGCCGUGGCCGCAACCAAUAAUUUAUUCAUAUUUCAGGAUAAGUUUUAGCCAAUAGUAAUAGUAGUAGCGAGGAUAAUUAUACAUUAUUCUAAUUGUAAUGAUGAUGAUUAUAAUUAUUAUUAUUACUGAGCUGAGUUUCCUGGGCAGGAAGAGAAGACGGGGGCAGAACGGAGGAAGGGUAGCGUCGUCGCGAGUAGCAAGACGCGCAACAUAGCCUGGCAUAAUACUGUGUAAAGCGGCAAACCGUGCGUGAGUGAAAAUCACGAUCAUUUUCGGAACAGUCAAUAAUGUACGCGUUUGUGGAGCGAGCGAGCGAGAGAGAAACAGAGACAUGCUUAGAACAGAGCUGAACAGUAGUAAGUGAAACAAUCAAUUGGCUGGAAGAAAUAACCCUAUGGCCGGGUGUUUCGGUAUGACGAAUAAGGUUUACUGAAAUAGUAGAAAAGCCAUACCCUUGUAGCUGGCGAUGGGGUUGAAUCUUUCCCAGGAGAGAGAGACAGAAUGUAUGUGUGUAUAAUAAGUGUGGCCACAACGUUAUAGCUAGGAUAGACGAUGUAUGCGAGUGAUCCCCGAUUUGCUUUAACUUGCGCGCUACAUGCUAUUGACAAAAGGUGCGAGAAUCGGCUUUACACAGUUUACAUUUUUGCACGAAAAGAUCAUCGAAAUGUGUCUUUUGGUCUCCUUGACCGAUCAGGUCCUGGAUCUUUAUCCCGUCAUGCUCGUCAGCCAUAUGCUCAGUACGGUAAAAUUUUCGAUUUUGUUUAGCAUGGUUCAUUCAUUUUGUUUUCUUCAUUUGCCAUACGGCACUUUCUCUCUUCACGCGUCGUCCCUACAUCCGUGGCCUAGUACUAGUAGUCCCAGGAAACAAGCAUAAAGCAAGAGCAAUCCCCGAUCGUUAUCUGCCCUUCCCAAGCCAGAACAAUAGUAUCCCCAGGAGUGUUGGCUUCAGCGGCACGGCGCGGCACUAUAUACAAACAGAGGAACAAUAACUACUGAAACGCCAUGCAUAUGUUUUCGAGUGCGGGUACAAUGAAUGUGUGUGAUUGGGCAAAGGUGAAUGGCGAGAGUGCGUGAGAUUGUGUGAGUGCGGUGAAGUGUUUGCGCAGCAAGAUCAGAUAGAAGAAGAAGCACUGCGUGCUUGGAAUGAUAAGAGUGAGCAUGAUAAAGGAAGUACAUCGUUAAUUCUAGAUUCUAGUGAAAUAAACCAGUUAGGGCGAUGUUUUUUUUUUUUCUGGGGGAUUGAAUGUUUCUAGAGACGGAAAUGGAGAUGAAAAAAAAAGCAUAAACGUGUAAAAAGAACGAUAAGCCCCCACCCCCCUAAGUGUGCGUGCGUGCGUGCGCCACGAUGAUAAGCAUCUGGAAAAGCUUUGCACAUAGUGAAAAGAAAGGAGAGUAUCAACAAAACAAAACAAAAAAUGCGAGGAAACGAGGGAAGCCAAACGCAAUCACUUGGGGAGGAUGAAAGCACGAUCAUAUAGUCAAAAUCAGUCCUAAGUUUUGAUUCCUUCAGGCAUUUUGAGGCAUUUUCAACCUGUCAAACUGUACUGUUGCCUAUCAUCGAUUAUCACGAAAAGCUAUCGUUAUCAAUGGGGGGAGGUAUUACAAAGCAAAAACGAAAAACAAAAACACACAUAAAAGAUACGGGCAUAAUUAUACAUAUAAAUGAAUCACACAGCAAAUUGUGUUUCUCAGAACGCGCGUAACAGACGCCCCCCCCCGGGGGGACACAUCUCGGACAAACUGAAAUCAACGCAUCAAAAGGUUAAUUAAGGAAGGCUAAGAGAAACUAUCGUACUUCGCAGCUCAAUAAUGGUUAAAGAAAACUGCAAACAAUCGGCAGCGGUUGAAACGUAAAGGUUUUGAACGGCGUGUGAAAUCGGAAUUCAAUUACCCUUAGUUGCUUUCAGUUUUUGCUCAUUUUCAUUUUCAAAAUGAAACAUGAUUGUAAAAAGAUAAAAAAAGUGAGCGUGCGUAUGUGAAAAACUUGUCACAAACACUCAUUUGCCCACCAGGAGCGGGUCGUCUAUUCCAAUUGUGCAUCCUUCCUGAGGGCAAGCAAACAAGCAUUGAGAUUACAGGACAGCAUAUUAGCCAUUUUUUUUGUUGUUGUUACGUUUUGACUGGCGAUGAUGUAUGAGAGGGUGUGGAAAUUGAUAGAAGGCAGCGUGUAUGAGUUAGUUAUUUGCGAUAUGUGAACAGAAGUAAUUGACGUAAAUUUCCUUGGCUUGGGAGGACUACAGCAUCGGUUGAACAGGGAGCUACAUCGGAACGAUUGUACCGUCGAAGAACAAUCUAAGCACCGAACACCGCAAGCUCUUUGUUCCGAGGAAUCGAGCGUAAUAUGAGCUAAAGAAACUG
Messenger RNA from Anopheles stephensi (Asian malaria mosquito), 4230 nucleotides. It is a transcript of the gene tws, whose product is annotated as protein phosphatase PP2A 55 kDa regulatory subunit. Gene Ontology annotation, molecular function: protein binding; protein phosphatase regulator activity. Gene Ontology annotation, biological process: peptidyl-serine dephosphorylation. The record is from RefSeq and is a predicted model, not a curated record. The transcript is spliced from 5 exons. Lineage: Eukaryota; Metazoa; Arthropoda; Insecta; Diptera; Culicidae. Gene Ontology annotation, cellular component: protein phosphatase type 2A complex; cytosol. Bases 583 to 1920 code for a protein of 445 amino acids.